AGAGACGCGUGAGAGUGGGAGGGGCACCAGAUCGGAGUUAUCAAUCAUGCAUGAUAACCAAAACAAAACGUGUGGGAAAUUAACGUAGCAUUUCACAGUUUUCGCUGGUCCUGUUGAUGUUAAAUUUUGCACACUCUAGAGAAGAAUUUUUUUUUAAAAAAUAGCAUCCGCAAUCAUGAUCCGCUGAUAGAAAAUUUUAUGUCAAUGAUGUCUCGAAUUUCCUCAGUCGUUUUGAACUUAAGCCUAUCGAAUAACGGGGCAACCACGCAAUCGUGAUUCAUUGCCCGUGUUUGUGUAUUGCAGCUGGAUUUAUCGACAAUGGCCAGAAUUUUGAACGACCUGCCAAGAUGGAUAGUAAUUACUGUUUGGUUGAUUGCCAAUUUAGCAUACUUUGUUGUCACAUACUUCCGGUUCCUGCAGAUUGACUAUGACUACACCAAUCUCAUACUUGGGCCUGCCCUGCCGUGGGCCCGAGCCAGUGCAGCCUGUCUCAAUCUCAACUGUAUGCUCAUACUGCUCCCAGUGUGCAGGAAUCUACUGUCAGCCAUUAGAGGAUCCUUCCAGAGAUGCUGUAAUAGAAACAUUCGUCGUCAGCUGGAUAAACACAUCACAUUUCAUCGAUAUAUAGCCUACAUGAUUUGUAUUCACACAGCAAUACAUUUGGGAGCACAUAUAUUUAAUGUGGAGCGAUACAGAGAAGCCUAUAACAGUAGGGAUGCAGCCAAUCGAGAAUUAUUAGCCAAGCUAAGCUCAUAUCGGGACAAUCCAAGUGUUGGCACAACAUAUCUCAACUUUAUUGAUUCAGCUAACUCGGAUGCUGUGAAGGAGGCUUUAAAAACACUGUCUGGUGUAUCGGGUGUUGUCAUCACACUCAUUCUCAUAGUCAUGGUCUCUUCAGCAACUGAACUCAUCAGACGUUCUUACUUUGAGAUUUUCUGGUUUACUCAUCACCUUUUCAUCAUCUUUUUCAUCGGCGUCAUCGUACAUGGCUUCCAAGGAAUAGUGCGAAGACAGAGCAAUGUAGCUGAACACAACCCCCAGCAGUGUAUGAAUUCCUCACGUACCUGGGGGACGCCAGGGGGGUGUACUAACCCCCAGUUUGUUGGUCUGGAGCCCAAUGCCUGGAAGUGGGUUUUGGGGCCACUGGUGAUUUAUUUCAUAGAAAGAGUAGUCAGAUUCUGGAGAAGUACCCAGAAAGUAGUGAUUUCCAAGGUGGUGCAUCAUCCAUCCAAAGUGUAUGAGCUGCAGAUGAAGAAGAAGGGGUUUAAGAUGGGCCCCGGGCAGUACAUAUUCCUGCAUUGUCCCAGCAUCUCUAGUCUGGAGUGGCAUCCCUUCACUCUCACCUCGGCCCCGGAGGAUGACUUUUUCUCUGUCCACAUCCGGCGAGCAGGUGAUUGGACGGACGCUUUAGCAAAGGCUUGUUAUGUUGAUGAAGGAGAGUUCCAAUCUUCACGUAAAAUGCCAAGAUUAGCUGUGGAUGGUCCAUUUGGAACAGCUACGGAGGACAUCUUCUGGUACGAGGUGGAUGUGUUUGUGGCGGGGGGAAUCGGAGUCACUCCCUUUGCCUCCAUUCUGAGACAUAUCUGGCACAAACACAAAGAGUCCCAGGCAGACAUGAAGCUCAGGAAGGUGUAUUUUUACUGGGUAUGUCCGGACACAAACUCGUUUGAGUGGAUUAAUGAUCUCCUGAAGAACUUUGAUGAGCAGAUGGCUGAAGAUGGACACAGCGAGUUCCUCAGUUACUUCAUUUACCUGACCAGGGGCUGGGACAAAAACCAAGCCCAAAAUAUCAUUCUCCAUGAACAUGAAGAUGUAGAUCCGGUGACAGGGCUGGCCCAAAAGACGCACUAUGGACGACCCAACUGGGACAAAAUAUUCCAGGACCUUUCUAAAAAUCACCCAAGCACCAGCAUCGGGGUGUUUUUCUGUGGACCAGGUGCUCUCUCAAUGACACUGCACAAAAUGUGCAACAAGCACUCCAAUGUGGGCGGGACCAAGUUCUUCUACAACAAAGAAAACUUCUGAUCCAUCACUGUUCUACAAAUUCCUCUUGUUGACUUUUAUAGCAUAUUCUAUUUUUAUACCAAAGAAGUCUACCUACGAGCAGCAGAUGAAAACUUUUAUGUGAUUUUCCUUUUUAUGUCCCUCUUAAACUUGAGAAGAUUAGACUUGCUAGUCUGGAUUCACAUCUCCUCAUGAAUAUCAUGCUUUAUCACAUAUCAGUACGUCUCAAUUCAGUCAUGGUGCACACGUGCAAUGAUUUGAUAUUUUAAGUUUUGUAUUGUAGUACUUAGUAUGUCUCUUUUAAAGAUUAUUUCCUUUCUAGCUCAAACUGCUGAAAUCCAAAUGAUGUUCGCUACAUUGUAUUUUUAUCAUGUUUGAUAUUUCUUGUUUCAUAUAUAUAUUAUUACUACAGUAACUUGAUCCGAAGAGUCGGAUCAUGUCGAGUUGACAGGCGCAGAUCAUCAGAUCACACGAGACGCGAAGCAUCGAGUUUGAUCUGAUGAUCCGUGCCUGUCAACGAGACGUGAUCCAACUCUUCGGAUCAAGUUACUGUAGUAAUGAUAAAUUUAUUAUAUACCCCCUUCUGCAUUUUAAAUCCACAUUUAUAAUAUAAUAAAUGUAAUCCAAAUUAUCAAAAACACAAACUUACCAUGAAAUUAUGUUUUGUGUACGCAGUUUUGUUUUGUGACGCGGUCAAUAUUUUCCACAGGUAACGUUGCGUUGAUGCAUUGUGACGUCAUUGUGACUGCAUCAGUUUCAGAGGAUACUGAUACGGAAUCAGAAAACCACAGUGUGGUGAUCCGGUUUUCCGGAUCACACGCUGUAAAAUCCACAGUAUCAAAGAACGAUACAUUGGUGGGUAUAUGAUUAAUAAACAUACCAUAACAAAAUAACUUCAAUUUCCAACAGUCUUGUGAGGUCAAAGGUCAUAAUGCUAGAUACUUGUUCAAAGUAGGGACAUUGAUCAGAUAAAAACCUGUUGACCAGGGCUGAACAAGAAUCUUUCAGUAGAUUCGAAAGGAAGGCUAGCUCAUUAUUUUUGCAAUAAAAAUAUAAAGCCACAUAAUUAGCUAGGCCUAGUUAAGGUGUUCCAUUCAAAAUCCAUUCUUGUUCAAAACAUUGAUUGAGCUCUCUCUCUCUCUCUCUCUCUCUCUCUCUCUCUCUCUCUCUCUCUCUUUGACUUCUCAAACUUACAAGCUCUUUCAGAAUGAUGACAACAGAAGUCCUUGGUUAAGAAUGAUGAAAAAUCGUAAACUAGAUUCUACGCAAGUUCAACAGAAGAGUCAGGGUCACUAUGUUGUUAUGGUGUAUAGUGAGUGUCAGAUUUUAAAAUGACCUGUUCAUCUCAAGUGCAUAUACUGAUACAAAAAAUUAAAAAAUAUUUUUGUAACUUCACCUGGCUCUGACGCAGGGUGAUAAAUUAUCAAAUACUGAAAAGUCAUUUUGGCUUCAUAGGAUUUAAUCAUGUGUCCAGAGAAGUCUUAUAAUGGUUAUAUUACUUCUCAAGUGUACUUUUUGGUAGUGGACUAUAUUCUAUUGUCAUACAAUUUGUAUUUUGUUCAAUGUUAACAGAAAAUGAAAACCAUAACCCAAAGCUUUGAAAUGUUUUCAAUUAUGUUUAUUCGGAAUAAUUACCCAUUAUUUUGGUGUACUUGAUAUUUGUAAUACAUGUGCACUCAUUUUCUGUGUGUGAAAGUGAAAAGGAUUUUUCUGUUUCGCCAAGCUUUUUCUUUCUUGUGCAAGUAUACAUUAUUUAUAAGGUACUGAUACAUAAUCCUCUGUGUAUGUGUACUGUGUCUAUCAUACGUGUGAUGUAUUGAAUGAGAGAGAAGACUGUUAGAGGAAAUCUCCAUCAUUAUUAUUUAUCAUUUUACUUAUGAUUACAUGUUUUAUAAACAAAUUUUUGUAUAUAUUUCUGCUUCAUAGGCAGACAAGAUUACCAAAUGAGAUUAUGUGUGUACAUAUAGAUUCAUAUUAAACAUAUUUAUUAAA
This is a messenger RNA of Ostrea edulis (European flat oyster), 3996 nucleotides long. Its product is annotated as cytochrome b-245 heavy chain-like. Lineage: Eukaryota; Metazoa; Mollusca; Bivalvia; Ostreida; Ostreidae. Gene Ontology annotation, cellular component: NADPH oxidase complex; plasma membrane. The record is from RefSeq and is a predicted model, not a curated record. The transcript is spliced from 16 exons. Bases 319 to 2025 code for a protein of 568 amino acids. Gene Ontology annotation, biological process: defense response; superoxide anion generation. Gene Ontology annotation, molecular function: superoxide-generating NAD(P)H oxidase activity.